AUGAAUAUUGCACGAACGAGAAAGGCAUACAAAGCAAUCUGGAGUCUAAUUGCACUCAUGGGAGCUACACUCCAGAGCUCGGACAAUGGUGCAAACCCAGGUGGAAUCUAUAGCUUUGAAAAUUAUCCUGUGGAUACGACUGAAAUAGAUAUAUAUUCCCAAGGCAUUACAUCUAUUGACAGCGAUAUUAAGAGACUAGUGAAACUAGAGAAGCUGGAUCUCAGUGUUAACAAUCUCGAGACAUUACCACCUGAGAUAGGAGAGCUGAAGGAUCUAAAGAUGCUAUAUCUUAAUGGUAACGAGCUCGGAACAUUGCCACCCGAGAUAAGAAGACUAGAAAAAUUGCAAUGCCUGUAUCUUCGUAAUAACAAACUAAAGUUAUUGCCCAUCGAAAUAGGAGAGUUGAAGAAUUUGCAGGCAUUGGAUCUCAAUGGUAACAAACUCGAAACACUGCCAGCUGAGAUAGGAGAGCUGGAGAAUCUGCAGUACUUAGAUCUCAAUGGUAAUGAACUCGAAACAUUACCACUUGAGAUAGGGGAGCUAAAGAAUCUACGGUAUCUGAAUCUUGGUAAUAACAAGCUUGGGAUACUAUCAACUGUGAUAAAAAAACUAAAGAAUCUAGAAAUACUGUGUCUUAGUAAUAACGAAUUUGAAUUAUUACCAUCUGAGAUAGUAGAGCUAGAGAAACUGCAAUGCCUGUAUCUCCAUGGUAACAAACUAAAGUUAUUGCCCAUCGAAAUAGAAGGCUUGGAGAAUUUACAGGAAUUGGAUCUCAAUGGUAACGAGCUCGAAACAUUACCAGCUGUAAUAUGGAAGCUGAAGAAUUUAAAGACAUUGCGUUUUGGUUAUAACAAACUCGAGACAUUGCCAGUUGAGAUAGUAGAGCUAGAGAAACUGCAAUUCCUGUAUCUCCAUGGUAACAAACUAAAGUUAUUGCCCAUCGAAAUAGAAGGCUUGGAGAAUUUACAGGAAUUGGAUCUCAAUGGUAAUGAACUCGAAACAUUACCACUUGAGAUAGGGGAGCUAAAGAAUUUAAAGACAUUGCGUCUCUGUUAUAACAAACUUGAGACACUGCCAGUUGAGAUAGGAGAGCUGUCCGGUUCAUUGCAAUUUCUGGACUUAAGAGGCAAUAACAUUUUAGAGGAAGGAGAUGGAAAAAGGACUCUGGGCAAGAAAGAACUGAGCGAGAUAUUUGAAGAUCGUGUUGUGUUUGAUGGAGUAUCUCACAAGGAUGAUAGUGAGGCAAUUAUUGAAUAA
This is a messenger RNA of Vittaforma corneae ATCC 50505, 1257 nucleotides long. RefSeq lists its product as uncharacterized. Bases 1 to 1257 code for a protein of 418 amino acids. The record is from RefSeq and is a predicted model, not a curated record. The transcript has a single exon. Lineage: Eukaryota; Fungi; Microsporidia; Nosematidae. Gene Ontology annotation, molecular function: protein binding.